AUUGGAUUUAAACCAUUAUAAAUAACAAGGGUUUUGGUCAUCACAAAGACAACAAAUCUCUCAAAGCAUUUGAGCUUAUAGUUGAUCAAAGAGAUGGCAGACAACUCUCAGAAGAUGAGCUACCAUGCUGGUGAGGCCAAGGGCCAAGCUCAGGAGAAGGCUAGCAACAUGGUGGACAGGGCUAGCAAUGCUGCUCAAUCUGCAAAGGAAUCAGUGCAAGAGGCUGGUCAGCAGAUGCAGGCUAAGGCACAGGGAGCAGCUGAUGCAGUGAAGGAUGCAACUGGGAUGAACAAAUGAAGCUGAAUAGUUUCAUUAUUAAGUGUUUACUUUUACGCAUUUUUUUGUAUAAAGAAGAGAGCUCUCUUUAUGUGUAGUUCUCUCACCUCAUGUGACAUUUGUUAUUCCUUUUUUAUGCGAUUUUGAUUUGAUCUCU
Messenger RNA from Hevea brasiliensis (rubber tree), 433 nucleotides. RefSeq names its product stress-induced protein KIN2-like. NCBI's taxonomy places the organism in Eukaryota, Viridiplantae, Streptophyta, Magnoliopsida, Malpighiales, Euphorbiaceae. The coding region runs from base 94 to 297 and encodes 67 amino acids. The transcript has 3 exons. The record is from RefSeq and is a predicted model, not a curated record.